AUGAAGUCCUUCAGCAGUUCUGUAAUCAAUAAAACUGGCAAGAAGUUCGCGCCAAAGGCGCCAGUCCGCCGUGCGCCAGGCGGCGCACCCGCUAGACGACCCAGUGUUGCUCAACAGUCGCCAGAUGGACCAGGCGGCGCACCCACUAGACGACCCAGUGUUGCUCAACAGUCGCCAGAGGGGCCUGUGCAGCCUGCACCUCAGGAGGACAGAGCCUCUUUGGAAGCACAGUCGGAAUUGCCCGCAAUCACCAAGGAAACACCAGCGCCUAUUGCGGCCCCAACCGCAGAACAAACACCCACUUCUUCGGACAAUGCAGCUAUCCCUCCGGUAGCUACCUCUGUCGCUACUUCGGCCAUCAGUCCUGUCUCCACACCUAUCGCCAAAUCUACCGUUAAGCCGACUCCAAUCCCAAAGCCGACUGCAAUCGCCAAGCCGACUCCCAUCUCGAAGCCUACUCCAGUUCCCCGCCCGCAACAUCGCAAAUCCUCUAUCUCGCAACCUGGACCUCCCGCAGCCGCUCCGCCUACCCCGCCUCCUACUCAACCCACCCCAAGUCGCACCGACGUCACCGCAACCGAAAGCCAACCUGUAUCUGCCGAGGAUCAUGGGCCAGAGACCGCCCUUUUAGAGUACGACAGGGUCGAAACAGCGCGGGCCGCAGAACACCUUGUAGGUACGACUGAAGCUCCCCAACCACCUCAAACCGAAGGAGCUGCCCCAGCCGAGGGUCGGCCCAUAAAGAGCGCGCGCAAGUCUUCUACUACAACCAUCACGUUUCCAGCCAGGACGAAAUCUGUAUCCGCAGCGACAAGCCGUCGGGAUUCCCAGUCAAUUGUGCCCAGUAUCGAAGGUUCAGGUGCAACGCCGGCUGAUUCCAACCUCUUCACUCCCGAUCCCGUCAAACCAAAGAAACGCAAGUACUCGAAGGCAGGGACCUCUGACCCAGAGGGUAGCGAGAAGCCAAAGCGCGUCCGCAAAAAGCGCGAACCCACCCCAGAAGGCGCAGAGACAGUGGAAAUUUUGCCAAAUGUGGUGAAAAUGUCUGAGCUUUGCAAAGAUCUCAGAACCGGAAAGAAGUCUAAGCGCGAGACAGAGCUACGCAAGAUCGAUCAGGCGGAAGAGGAACGGAAGAAACAGGGCGAGACUCCUGGGCCCAGAUCAUCUGUGAAACGAAAUGAGCCCGAACAGGAAAGAUCUGAACAAGCCGUCGACUGGAAACCUCAGUCAGGCCCAAAAAUGCGCAUCGUGAAUGGCGAGAUCGUGCUGGAUAGUGAAUCCUUGCAGGUUGACCGUCACGCAGAUGCCGCACGAGAAGUCGGCGAUCUGGAAGAUGUGGUGGAAAAUUCGUUAACCCGGAAGAUCAACCAGGCCACAUACGGCAGGCGUUCAAAAACAGAAGGAUGGGAUGAGGAAAUGACUGACUUGUUCUACCGCGGGCUCCGGAUGUUUGGUACCGAUUUCAUGGUAAUCAGCAAACUGUUCCCGGGCCGGUCACGCCGACAGAUAAAGCUGAAGUUCAACAACGAGGAGCGACGUGAUCCGCAGCGGAUUAAAGAUACCCUCUUCGGUCCGCGUGAAGUAAUCGACAUUGCAACAUACUCAGAGAUGACGAACACUGUCUACGAUGACCCCAGAGUCGUCCAACAAGAACUUGACGAAGAAAAGGUGCGGAUUGAAGCUCAGCACGCUAAAGAGAAGGCGAUGCAGGAGGAUAUGCUGCGCAAUCCAACUGGCAACGCCAAGGAAGACCAGAAUGACAAAACGGCUCCCAAGAAGUCGCGCAAAAAGGCGCCUGCAAAGAACCUAGGAGGUGGCACAGAGGAAGUUCUGGGAACGAUUGAUGAUUUCCCCAUGUCUUAA
Penicillium bovifimosum is the source of this 1863-nucleotide messenger RNA. Its product is annotated as transcription factor TFIIIB subunit BDP1. The transcript is spliced from 2 exons. The record is from RefSeq and is a predicted model, not a curated record. Gene Ontology annotation, cellular component: transcription factor TFIIIB complex. The coding region runs from base 1 to 1863 and encodes 620 amino acids. Gene Ontology annotation, molecular function: RNA polymerase III general transcription initiation factor activity; TFIIIC-class transcription factor complex binding. Gene Ontology annotation, biological process: RNA polymerase III preinitiation complex assembly; transcription by RNA polymerase III. NCBI's taxonomy places the organism in Eukaryota, Fungi, Ascomycota, Eurotiomycetes, Eurotiales, Aspergillaceae.